Molecule: messenger RNA, 3739 nt
Organism: Danio aesculapii
Lineage: Eukaryota; Metazoa; Chordata; Actinopteri; Cypriniformes; Danionidae
Gene: cd164
Product: CD164 molecule, sialomucin
Exons: 6
Coding region: 105-605 (166 amino acids)
Cellular component (GO): cytoplasmic vesicle
Source: RefSeq, a predicted model, not a curated record
GAAAGCAGGAAGCAUAGCCACAUCCACAGCAGCAACGGAGUGAAACUGCAGGCAGGUCGACCUGAACGUCCGAACGACGACUCAAAAUAGACUAAUUAGACACCAUGUUUUGGAGAGUUUUCGCCGUGACAUUAUUACUAGCCCUCUUGGGAUCUAUGACAAGCCAGCAGUUUAUGGCGGAUGAAGGCUGUAGUAAAUUAGGGUGCGAGGCAUGUGAAAAUGUGACUUUCUGCCAAUGGAUGAACUGCACAGGUGGUUUGCAGUGUGUGAACAGCAGUCUUGAGAACCAAACAGCCAACUGCGUCAGUGCGAACUGCACAGAGCCGCCAACUUCCACGACAGUGAACCCCAUUACUACUAGCAGCACGAAUGCUACCACCAAUGCUACCACAGUAAUUCCAAUCACGCCAGUUGUUCCGACUCAAAACGGGACGGACACAAACUCCACCACAACCGCGUCGCCCACUACUUCUCCAUCUAAGACGUCCACAUUCGACGCCGCCAGUUUCAUCGGGGGAAUAGUGUUAGUACUUGGUCUUCAAGCAGUCAUCUUUUUCCUUUACAAGUUCUGCAAAUCCAAGGACCGCAACUACCACACCCUGUAACACGCUGCCACCUGGAGGCACCACACGGCAACACACACACACACAAAAAAACAAAAACAAACACACUCCGACCCAAAAGAAAAGAGAUCGAGUCCCCUAUGUUUAGCCUCAUGUUUGACACUCGAUGCCUGUGUUUUGAGCUUUCUUUAGUUUCUGUUAGAGCUCUCACAAGCACUUGAGUUUAAAACAGAAACACAGAGUAAUGCCGUAAGUCUUAUCAAGCAGUGGCAUUAUGGGGUAUAUGAAGUGUUCAGUUGCUUUCACGCGCAACCACAGCUUUCCAAAUUAAGUCCUGUCCGGAAAUGUUUUAAUAUUUAAUUUUUGUUGUCAACGACUUAUCAUUGACAAUGAUUUACUUCUCAAUAUCAUGGUCUUUUACAGCAUUCUCAGUGUUAAUUUCAAAAUUACGGUCAGGCAUCUUCACCAGAACAGUUUUUUUACGCUGUUGCCAUUAUGUUCUUAUUAUUCCAUCCAUUUAUUCAAGCAUCAAGUGCAAAAAUAACAUCCUCUUUAAAUCUAUUCUUCAGUUUCACCACAAAUGUUUUGGUUUGUGUCUGUUAGCGUGUGACAUUUUGUUUAAUUUUUCUAUUGCUGCGUCACACCAAUCAAGAGAGCCAAAAUGAUUUACAUUCUCCAGCUUAGUCCAUUACUAUUACUUAUUUCCAACUAAUAAACAUCAGUGUUUCACCCCUUCCUCCUCACAUAUAUAUUGGGUAAUAUCAGAGAUGCAUUUGUAUACCCCUAGUUAGCAUCCAACGAGAUCAUUGGGGGUCAUUUUCAGGGACCUACUAUAGUAUCGGCCAUUUUAAGUUGUACUUUUGGGAUAUGAACAGCCAAUCCAGUUCUACAACAAGCCUUCAUUAGAAUUAGUAAAUUCUGCCGGAUAUGCGAAUGAGAACGAGGCACUACAGGUAGGGCGUAGGAUCGGGGAUCCCAUUCAGAAUGAUUGACCAUUGAGUCAAAGUGCCUUUAGGUGGAGGUAGUGGCUUGCUGCCUUAAAAGUGAGCCUUAAAAGUGUGAAUGGUGAGCCGCCAUCGAGGCCUGGCUCUGUGUUGGUGUGUCUGCCUGAAUGUCAGUGUGUUGAUUGACACGCAUGCGUGCUUGUAUCAAUGAAAUAGAUCUAGUGUCUGCCAGCUGGACUGAUCGCUAUAUUAUACGUAGUAGAUAAUUAAAGAUGAAAUAAUUUGUUUGCUGUUUAUGCAUUGUCAUGUUUCCCAAAAGCUUAAUUUCUGCUAGCAGAUUCCAGCACUCCUAUUCAAAAGCAGAUAACUAUUUGUACAUAAUCAGAACUCUUUGAAAUCAAUAAUAACACUAUUUGAGAGGAAGUAAAACGUCAGAUGAAUAAAAAGUUGAGGUGUACGUACUUCAGGGCACUGUACGCAGAUCCUAAAGUUGUUGCUUUUGUUAAAUAUCUUUUAAAAGGUGCCCUAGAAAAGUGCAUUCUGGAUAUCUUUUGCUUAUUUGGUCUUUUUUCGUAUUGCUACAGUCAGAUUUUGAAGUAGAAUAGAGCCGUCGCACUCUUAAUUUAAUGCUUGGGUUUGAUUUCUUGAAAUCUAAUCAUUGAGUUCAGGUAGAUUUGUCUAAAAUGCAGAACUGAAGCUAGACUACGCCUAAUUCCUGUGUUGUUCAGCAUAUUUAAUUCGGUACAAUUAAGUGCAUUCGCAUUAGCAUGUGUAUUUUCUUUUUACAUCCAUUCCUGUGUUAUAUGAAAUUUGAAAUGUAAUAAUCUUGAUUAGCUUGCUGCUAAUAACUUCCCCUGUGGGCCGUGAUGUCAUUGGCUUGGGAAGUGAUUCUCGUUAUUUGGGUUGCAAAUUUUGGAAGGGCAGAAGCGAGUUGAUUUGUUUGGUGCACGCUUUAGAUUCUGUCUGCUUCCUCGAAAUGUCCCAUUCCCAGCAUUGUGUUAAUUGCAUGUUUAUCAGAAGAUGACUGUUAUGGCCUUGUUUUAUUGAACCACUCUAAUCGCUUGUGCAUUGCCCUAUCAUGGUGCUUAAAUGCCAAAGGUGUCUAUUUUAGCACGAGUCACUAGAAAAGCUGCUAUAAUGCUUACUCAUAUUCAUAUAAAGCUUCAGCUAUGCCAAAUUUAAAACACUAUUCACUUAAGUUCAUUGUUUCCAAUGUAAUUGUUAACAAACAAUAAAUACACAGUAUUGUCUGUUAUAGAAUCAGGCUACAUCCAAAGAUCCCACAUAAUUGCAAAUAGACUUUAACUGAGUAUACAAAGGGCUGUAAAACCCAUGCUACAUAAUGGAUUUGAAUGGAUAGUUCACCCAAAAAUCAACUCUUCCAUGGUUUUCUCUCCUAUGAUCAUCUCUUUAGAAGAACACAAUGUAAACUGACUCAUUCGUUAUUGUAUGGAGAAUCCUGAUAUUGAGGAUAUAUUUUUGUUUACAGAAGAAAGUCACACAGGGUUAGAAUAAUACGCGGGUUGGAAAAUGAUUAUAGAAUUGUCAUUUUUGUGGUGAAUGAUUCGUCUAAACAUUAAAUGGCUCACAAUCCUCUCACACUCAGAGAAUUCAACCUAACUUUAGCCUGUGGCCUUGUUUUCUUAUAUCCUGUUGCGUUUGUUCAUGCGCACUACAGAAACAGCCAUAACAAUGCCAUAUUUUUUUUUGUCAUCUGAGCUAGUGUCGCAUUCCUUGCUGCACCUUUUUGAAGAAAAGUGCCUUAAUUUAAGAUGACAUAAUUAUGAAGAUUACAGUUUAUGAAGACUUACACUCAAAAGGACUUUGAGUUAUUGAAGUUCUUUGAUGAGAGGAACAUUGAGUAUUGUAUCUUGCUUGCGCCAACGUUAGUUAUUUAAUUAGUUAUCAAAUUACAAAAGGUGACCGUUAAGUUGAAACUUGUACAAAAUGACUCAUUACCUUUGGCCUGUUGUCCAGUAGUGCAAUUUUUAUUGCUUCACAUGAACCUGCGCACAAACACCAUAUAUGCUCAUUGAUGAGAAGAUGGCUACUGUUUGCGUCUGUGACCCGAAAGUCUGCCUUAAUUGUUUUAUGCCCUGCUUUGUUGGUUUUGUUUCUCUGGAACUCAGAUCUCUUUAUUUCUUUCUUUCGUUGUUGUUUUCCCUCAUUUCUGAUCUGCAUUCGCAAUUAGGUUGAAAAUGUGAUCAAAUAAAGUUUGAGUAUUGUAAAACA